Pieris macdunnoughi is the source of this 1938-nucleotide messenger RNA. Lineage: Eukaryota; Metazoa; Arthropoda; Insecta; Lepidoptera; Pieridae. The record is from the annotation of a GenBank genome assembly.
AUGACACCGCCAAUUCUAUAUCCUAUUACAAUUCCAAGCUCACACAACGGGGUAACCAGCCCCAAAAUGAAGACCAUACUCCUAUUUCAAUGUCCAAAGUCACACAGCAGGACCAGUUCUGAUGAUUCUAUUCGCAAUAAAUUUGGAACUUCGAAUAAUUUAACGCCAUUAGAAUGUGUUUCGAACUUCGAUUCAUCGGUCAAGGAGCCUAUUAAUCUUAAUCAUAGCGAAAUUAGUCACAUAAGCGGUUCUCCAUGUAGUGUAUUUGUAGAAAGGAAACUUCUUCAAUCUUAUAAAGCAGAUGAAUUCGUACCAAAUCAAGGAAUACCUCUCGAUGUUAAUAAUUCCUUGUCUAAUGUAUUUUUCAAGCCACCUAAUAACAUAAGUUUAAGUGAAGUUAGUUGUAAAAGCAGUUCUCCUUGCAAUGUAAUUGUAAGUAGGGAAUUUCCACAGCCUUACAAUGAAUCAGAACCAAAUGAAGAGAUUAUUUACGAUAUUAAUAGUGAAUCUCAAAUAGAAGAUAAUUCUAAUGAUAGUACAACAAUUAUCCAAAGGCAAAAUCCUAAAAGCUCAAAGGUUCGAGAUAAAGAUUAUUGCUUUUACUGGACAUGUGCUCUUUUAACAAUAAAUUCAGAGACUGAUGGAGCUAAAAGGUGUGGAAAGGAAAAGAGGUACAGAGUCCACUUUGAUAACCAAAAGAAAGCCAAAAUCAAAAACUGUUCAGUACUAUUUGCUCCUAAACCGUAUUCUGCAAAAAGUCUGCCGCAAUUACCUGCAUGGCAGCAUAAUAAAAAAGCUAUUUAUGAAUGCAAAAACGUUACUUUGGUUGAUGCUAAAAAAUUUCAUGAUGCUUUCUACUCUAACAAAACUAAACAAACCCAAGAUGCUUUUUUGCCAAAAUUUUGUCAUGUUACUGAAGUUCAACGGCGUCGUCCUAGAACGGGAACACAAGGUACACGCCAGGCCAAUUACUCGACAAAGUUGAUCAUAAAAAAACGGAAUUCCAGCACAUUACUUCACGUUUGCCAAUCAUCAUUUUUGGGAAUAUUGCAAAUACCACGAAAUAGAAUCCGUAGAGUAGCAGAAACUUUCAAAAAAACUGGUGGUCUCGUUAAAGAAAAUAGAGGUGGAGAUCAUACAUCCCUCAAAAAUGUCUAUAAACUGCAGGAAGUUAAAUCCUUUAUAGAAUCUUUGCAGUGCAUCGAGUCACAUUAUUGUCCGUCUACCACAGAAAGAAAAUACUUGGAUUCGACGUUAAAUAUAAAAAAACUGUGGCAAAUGUACAAUGAACAAGCAGUUAAUACCGUCAAACAAUGCUAUUUUCGCAGAAUUUUCACCAUUCAAUACAAUAUUGGGUUUGGUAAUCCAAGAACGGAUGUUUGUUCCAAAUGCACGGAAUUAGAAGAACAAAUUAAAAAUGAAAAAAACGAAUCAGUGAAAGCAAAAUAUAUGAUUGAAAAGACCAUUCAUAAACGCAAAGCAAAAUUUUUUUACCAACUACUAAAUCAAAGACAAGAUGGAAUGAUAACACUAUCAUUUAACUGCCAAAAGAACCAGGUUCUUCCAAAACUACCGGAUCAAAUUACCUAUUACAGCAGACAACUUUAUAUUUAUAAUUUCGCAGUUGUACUAGCAGUGGAAGGAAAAAGGCUUAACAAAGAUACAGUUACUUUAUACAUGUGGAACGAAAAUGAAUAUAGAAAAGGAGCUAAUGAAAUUGCUUCUGGAGUUUAUCACCGAUUAAAAUCACUAGAUUUUAAUGGAAUUCAGACGUUGCGAUUAGUGGCUGAUGGUUGCGGGGCUCAAAACAAAAACUCAAUUUUUAUUGGAAUGUGCUGCGUGCGGUUAUGCAAUGCCCCUAAUAACAUAAAAAACAUUGAACUUGUUUUUCCAAUACCAGGUCACUCUUUUCUACCUGCUGACCAGAGUGUUUGGUAA